AAUGGACGUGAUGCAUUAGUGUGAAUAUUUGCUCAGAAAUUCAAUCCCGUCUCCCUGAUCAGAUUCAUACUUUUCAGUUGAUUGAAGAGUUUCUUUGAAGCUUUUUUUUCUUGACAGUCAUGUGAUCUGAGAAGGAGGAGGUACCUGUCAGAGAGAUUGCAGGUGUACGAUUCAGGGUCCAGGUGAAGCUUGCUGUUUUUGAAUCCUGCUGGGUGCAGGUAUUUUUGAAAGCUGUCCUCAGUUGGAGAUAUCCCCUGUUCAGUCUGGCCCAGGAUAAAACCUUUUGGAUGAGGAGGAUGUUCAGCCCUGGGCAGCUGAUGUCGUCUCUCCCCCCAGGGGUUUUCCAUGCUUCUGCAGCUCACUUCUACUCUGCUUUCCCUGCUCGCUUGAGCUCAUCGCACAUCUCCAGCCUCUUCUUACCCAGCCCCUUAUUUAGCUAUGAGAUUUUACAAAAUUACCUGCAGCCUGAACCCUGCAAACAGGCUCUGAUCUUGGCCACUCAGGCUACUGGGCUGGCUGGGAUUACAGAAUACCCAGAUGAAUCCCGUCCGGUGAAACAGAGACGCGCGCGAGCCAAUUACAGCAGUUGGCAACUGGAGGAAUUGGAAAAGGCUUUUGAAGCAACUCACUACCCAGAUAUCUUUAUGAGAGAGGCACUGGCACUGAGACUGGACCUCAUUGAAGCAAGGGUGCAGGUUUGGUUUCAGAACCGUAGAGCCAAGAUGCGGAGACAGAUGAAACUGCAGGGGAAGGUCAUGGAGAAGUCUCCAAGCAAGGAUCCAAAGGGGCCUGCUGACAAGCCCAUUACCAAGACUCUGGACCUGGGCAGCUCUGACAGCGACCAUUGGGAAGGUAAGCCAGAGAAGCCCAGCUACCCUUGGCCUGGAACUCAACCUAAAGGAAAGCCAGCCCUGCUCGCUGCCCCCUUCAGGGCAGUGGUCCAGGAACAGAGGGAACGGGAGAAAGGGCUGAGCACGGAGGAGUUUCGUUCUUGCAGUAUCGCAAAUCUGCGGGCGAAAGCAAGGGAGCACACAGCAGGAAUCCAGAACUCUGCUACCUAAACAUUACCAGAGCCUGAAACAGAGACUUCCUCAGCAGGAAUGGAGAAAUCCAUAAUACAGACACACAGGCCUCGCAACUGGCACUUUUAUGACAUGAAAACACUUCAAAUGGAUGUGAUGAUAAGUGCUAGCUAUGUGAAUGGGUUGAUUUCUGGGGUGGGCACAGUUAUUAUCAUCAGACGUAUUAGUUUGGACAGUAUUUUAAAUGGGGGGGGGGGCCCUAACACUAUUCACUUUGUGAAUGUUAUGUUUUUAACCUUGUUUUAUAUGGAGUUGUUCUUGUUUGCUUAGACUUUUGCAUUCAUUUUUGUACAUUCCCUCUACCUUUUUAUAUGUUAUGUAUUGCUUUCUUGAUACAUAUAAAAUAUAAACAUGUGUACAGUACAUAUAUUGUCCUGUCCUGCAUGCAGGUUGCCUACCUGGCUGUUAAAAGUGCAUAUGUAUGUAGUUAAAAUUGCUUCUCCGAUUGUAAAUAUACAGUACACAC
Messenger RNA from Polyodon spathula (Mississippi paddlefish), 1548 nucleotides. Its product is annotated as retinal homeobox protein Rx1. Lineage: Eukaryota; Metazoa; Chordata; Actinopteri; Acipenseriformes; Polyodontidae. The coding region runs from base 288 to 1061 and encodes 257 amino acids. The transcript has 4 exons. Gene Ontology annotation, molecular function: RNA polymerase II transcription regulatory region sequence-specific DNA binding; DNA-binding transcription factor activity, RNA polymerase II-specific. The record is from RefSeq and is a predicted model, not a curated record. Gene Ontology annotation, biological process: regulation of transcription by RNA polymerase II.